Messenger RNA from Penicillium argentinense, 768 nucleotides. RefSeq lists its product as uncharacterized. Lineage: Eukaryota; Fungi; Ascomycota; Eurotiomycetes; Eurotiales; Aspergillaceae. The coding region runs from base 1 to 768 and encodes 255 amino acids. The transcript has a single exon. The record is from RefSeq and is a predicted model, not a curated record.
AUGUCGGGACAUCUUAAACGCAAGAGACCCCGUGAAGACGAUCUCGAGGUGCUCGAGGAGCGUAUCAUAAGAGUGGAAGCACAGCUGGCUCUAUUUGCUGCCGGACGCAAUGAGUCCGAUGACAAGCCCGAUGACACGGUCCCGAAGCUCAAACUCCCGCUUCGUUCUCUCCGUCCUUGUCUCUUCGACGAACAUGACGACAGCGCCAGAGCUACGCCCUCAUUUAGCGCAUUCCCCAAGACCUCCACCGCCGAGCUCCCACCCACCAUUCCUGGCUGGCUCAAGCAAGCUUUCGACGCUUGUGCGGACGAUGUUAGCGAUGAAGCUAUCCCCGCCUGGAAUUUCCAUAACGAGCAGGAGUGCAAGCUGAAGGUCGUCGUCUCGAAUCUUCGGAAAAAACGCCAGGUUUUGGACAAGGCGCACACAAGACUGGUCGCUGCCUUCGACAAUCUUACUUCGGAGGAUAAGACGAAGGUCGAGGAAUCGUACAGGGUAAGUUUUCGCAACUUCACACUGUACGCCAGGGCUUUUCUGAUCAACAAAGUGACCACUACCUUCGAUCAAGCAUGGGCGCAUGCUUGCGCUAAGCACCAAAAGGGCGUGGACGAAUUCAUCAGAGCCGACACCAUCUGCGAUGAUUCUUUUAUCGAAAGAGAACAGAGGUUCAACGAGCAUUCCACAAAGUACCUGCAAAAGUUUCAAUGGGUUAAUCCGUGGAUUAUGGUAGAAGAUUCACACACAAUCAAGACCGAGGAGUCAGGUAAGUAA